Molecule: messenger RNA, 3129 nt
Organism: Priapulus caudatus
Lineage: Eukaryota; Metazoa; Priapulida; Priapulimorpha; Priapulimorphida; Priapulidae
Product: E3 ubiquitin-protein ligase TRIM33-like
Molecular function (GO): zinc ion binding; protein binding
Source: RefSeq, a predicted model, not a curated record
ACAAAAUAAAGAUGGCGAAAUGAAGUAGCGUUAAUUGGUGCAUUGUAGAACUGUCAUUUUCGUCGCCGUUUUGUUUUUAUAUACUAAAUAAUGGCCGAGAACUCGGAUGAAGCGACACAAGAAAAGACGGUAGAGAGCACGGGUGAACCAUCUGAAUCGAACUGUGGUUUGUGCAAGCACUCGUUUCUUGAUGCCAGUCGGGAGCCAAAAUUGUUACCAUGUUUGCACACAUUCUGCAAGCCUUGCGUUUUGGUGGAAACUGCGGACAAUGGAAUAAUGAAAUGUCCGACAUGCAAACUGGAAUGGCGACAUAGCCAGAUCAUCGAUAACUACUUUGUGCUCGACAAUGUUGCACAGGAAGAGAACAAACAGGGUGCCGAGGGCGGUCAGACAUGUACUAACUGCGACGAGGCAGCGGAGGCAUCGUCGUGGUGUGUGGAAUGCUGUGAGUGGCUGUGUGAUGCUUGCAUGCAAGCCCACCAUCGCGUCAAGGUGACGAAGGACCACACCGUGAGAGCCAAGUGUGACGUGCUGGAGGGUGCUGUGAAGGCACGCCAACGCUCUCUCUACUGCCACAUCCACAAGCAGGAACCACUGAAGCUGUUCUGUGAAACGUGUGACACGCUGACCUGCAGGGACUGCCAGCUGGGCAUGCACAAGGAACACAAGUAUCAGUUCAUACACGAGGCGUCAAACCAACACAAGCAGUUCCUCGUCACUCUCAUCCAGAAGAUGCAAGAGAAGAAGUCGUAUAUCGAGAGCGCCAAGGCACUGAUCAACCAGCGCAGCACGGAGAUCUCAGAGCGUGAGGUGAAAGUUGUCAACGACAUCAAGAUGUUCGCCGUCAAGUUCAUCACAGAGAUCAACAAGCGUGGCAAGCAGCUGUUGAACGACCUAAAUGCGGUGUGCAACACAAAGAAGGGUCAGCUCGGCAUGAAGAACUCGCAGCUGCUGGCGUUGUCGGACCAGCUGGAGCACUGCAUGCGCUUCGCCCAGCACGCGCUCGGCAGCGGCAGUGACACUGCGCUGCUCUACAGCAAACACAUCAUCUCCAACCAACUACGCAACACGCUGCGCAUGCGCUGCGAGGUGCCCAACCCACAGCACAAGGUGGACAUCCGCUUCUUCUACGAGACCUACUUCCUCACGCAGCAGAUUCAGAAUCUCGGCAUGCUCAUCGUCGACAACCAGGUGCUCCGGCGGGGCAGCGGGAGCCAGGACGCGGCCGCGCACUCCGCCGCCGGCUACCAGGGUUCGAUGAACGUGAACGCCCCCACGAGCGGCGGCGGCGGGCGCGGCGUGGCCGCUCCACAGCUGCUGCAGCGGCUUCAGAGUCCCGUGAAUGCACAGCAGGGUGCUGGCAGACAGAACAUGUUAGGCAACAUGCAGCAACAGCAGCCAGGCGGCCACGUGUCAUCCAGUAGUGGCGCCAACAAUCCCUUCAACAACCAAUCACAGUAUCUUACUUCACUCACUGAUCUGAUGAGACAGAGAAGCAGUCAGCAGCAGCAACAACAACACAUGCAGCAGCAGCAACAACAACAGCAGCAUCAGCAUCAGCAACAACAGCAGCAGCAGCAACAACAGCAUCAACAGCAGCAGCACAUGCAGCAACAGAUGCAGAAACAGCAGCAAAUGCAGAAAUCUGGGCAAGGCCAGCCACAGCUUGUGAGUGUGUUGGGAUCUGUGAACCCUACCGUCAUGCAGAAUCUACAGAACAGUCUGAAUCGGUCAGGUCCGUCAGGGCACAGUCCCAACCCAGCCCUCUCCAACCCUGUCCUGCAAUCUCGACUUGGCUACGAACAACAGAGACUGAGGCAUCUGCCUACACUGCAGCAGCAACUGCAGCAGCAGCAGCCACAUGGCUCCCCACCCUUCUCAUCCCCACAGACAACAUUGCAUCAUCUUCCAAGUGUAUCCACAGCUGGACAUGGAAGGCUGUCUCCACAAAUGCAAGGUAGCCACACAAACUCCCUUGGUGCUUCCCAACAGGUACCGCCACCUGUCGCUUCCCCAACCAUCCAGUCUACAACACGAGGUGACAAUCCACCGUCAAGAGAUGGCAGCACUGGUUGCGCGAGCUACUCUGGUGUCAAGACACAGCAGACGUUUAAGGACUGUAUGCAGCAGGAGAAGCAGCAGCAGCUGAAGCAAGCAGAGAGCACCACGUUGGAGUAUCAAUCUAACGUGCGCAUCAAGGCUGAGCCGGUGGAUGGUGGUGGCGGCGCGUGCAGCAACACCCAGCCCAAACACAAGACCCCCGAGGUGUGCAGUGAACCGCUCGCAGACCUACAGUUGAUGAGCUUCACGGAGGAGUCCAUCGCUGACAUUCUCAGUGAGUUGAAGAACUCCGACAACGCUCUGCGACCUUCCACGACUAGCACCAACAACAACUGCCGACCUGAAAUGGAUGAGAGCAGUAUGACUCCUCCUCUGUCGUCAGAGUCUGACGUUCACCAGAAACCUGAGCCAACUGAGAAGCCAACAGGCGAUGCUGGUGCCACAUCCGAAGAUGCUGUGGACAACGUGCUGCCAUCUAGUGAUCUGGCAACGUCAUCUGAUAUUCAAGGAGGUGGUGAUGCAGCUGCCUCCCCAAAGUCGCCGCUCACUCUCAAGGUCGCCGUGUCCUCUGGCAAGGACAUCAGGAGUAGUCAGGAGAGCAACGAUCCGAAUGAGGACUGGUGCAGCGUGUGCCACGAUGGCGGGGACCUCGUCUGCUGCGACUACUGCCCGCGUGUCUACCACCAGACCUGUCACAUUCCCGUUCUCACAGCAGCACCAAGUGGAGACUGGAAGUGUGGUUUGUGUAGAGAGGUGACGGACGAACCUCCGGCAACAGAGAAGACGUCGGGACUAAAGCGCAAGGGCACGUCUACCGGUCUGCCCGUCAUACAGCUUAGAACGUGUGAGCGGAUCAUGUUGGAGCUAUUCUGCCACGAAUCGAGUCCGCCAUUCCAUGAACCUGUCGGGAAACACGUGCCAAACUAUUACAAGAUCAUUACGAAACCAAUGGAUUUCUCUAGUAUUAAGAAGCGACUGUCGCCGAUCAACUUUAACCAUUAUGACAACGCACAAGAGUUCGUGGCCGACGUACGACAGGUGUUCUGCAACUGCUACAAGUACAAUCCU